Pocillopora meandrina is the source of this 9727-nucleotide messenger RNA. The record is from the annotation of a GenBank genome assembly. Lineage: Eukaryota; Metazoa; Cnidaria; Anthozoa; Scleractinia; Pocilloporidae.
CCCAACCAUGGAGUACCUGAUGGAAAAUUAAGCGACAAGCGAUAUUUCACCUGUGAACCAAACUCUAGAACAGUUUCCGUUGCACUGGAUAGAUUAAAGCCUUGGACAGAUUCUGACAUUAGAAACAGAAACAAAGACGUUCGCAGGCACUUCUUAAGAAUUCUGAAACAAAGCCAGCCCGCCGGAGAAGAAAAAGUGAACAAAAUUCAUAAGAAGUGGCACUGAGGUUUGCGCGAUGGAGCAAUCCUUGAGAGAAGACGUGACUGCAAGAGAAAUACUGUACUUACUUUCUAUUCAGCUGUGCAGUCGGCGGAAAUAGGACUGGUAGAAAAUCAGCCGAACACAUCCAUAAAAAGAAAAGAGAAAAAGAACCAAGAAAAGGAGCCUAAACAGAAGGAAGUAGGGGAAGAAAUGUUACGAACAGACUUGAGAGAAAUGGAGCAAGGAUAAGCAGUCAAACGGAAAUAGAAUCAACAGUAAGUGCGUUACUCCGACAGCUCGAGGAAAGGGACCGGCGAGUGACUACUCUUCACAAGCAACUGAGGGAGACGAAUCAACACUGUUCAGAAAGAGAGGAACGAUUAGAAACCUUACAAACAGACUUGAAUAAGAGGUGAAUCAUAAGUUAAAAAAUAAAAUUAUGGAGAAGGAGGCAGGAGAAAUUGAGUUGCAUCAACAGCUCGAAGAAAGGGACCAGCAAAUAGCAAACCUUUAGAUACAACUGCGGAAGCUGGAGCGGCAGCUGGGAGAGAAAGACAAUCGAAAAGAACUUUUACAAAGAGAUCUGAAAGAGAUGGAGCAACAGUUGCAAAACGAAAUGACGCAGAAAGAGUCGAAAGAAAGUUACCUGCAUAAACAGCUGCGAGAAAGAGAUCAGCAAAUAGAGGACAUUCAAGAAAAACUGCGGGAGAUGGGACAACAGUUGCAUUAAAAAAAGGAAGAAGAACGAGAGGAAAUUUUCCAGAUGCAGCUUAAAGAGAUGGAACGACGACUGAAAGAGGAAGAAACUGCGUUUAAAAUACGGCUCAAAGAUAAAGACCAACAAAUAGAGAACUUGUAGAAACAGUUGACAGAGAAAGAAGAACGAAAGCAAAGGUGGAGAGAAAAAAUAGAGGAAACUGAAACGAGAGAAGCAUGGUUUCGUGAACAGCUUAUUGAAAGAACCCAGCAAGUAUUAAACUUUCAAAGAAAGUUGAGUAGAAAGGAGCUGGAGUGUACAGAGAAAGAAGAACGAGAAGAAAAUUUACGAACGCAUCUUGAGGAGUUGCAGCAGCAGUUACGGGAAAAGAAAAUUUACAGAGAUAGGUGUGUUCAAAGUUCAAUGACAAUUUGCAGAGAGAUAAGUAGAAGUGCUGAUUUAAGGCAACAAAUUGCGAUUCUUGAGGACAAAUUGGAGUCACAGCUCCAAGACCGAAAUAUUUGUUAUUGCUCUGGAUGUGGCUCAAGCUUUAAACUACUUUUACCAAAAGUAGUUUACCAUGCCAAGAGUAAAUUCUGUUCAAAUACAGAGUAGAAGUUACUUAAGACAUUGCAUAUUGGGGAAGAUGCUGUUCCAAGGGGUCAGAUCUGCUGUUAACUCCUCAUUUAACCUUGUAGUUGUCGCAAAUUGUAUUUUGGUGAAACACCAUGGAAGAUGCAUUUCAGUUCUGGCUCAACUUUUCAUCAAAUGCCCAGCGAAAUAACCCCCAGCAUUUUGUCACUCAUUCAAACGAGACUCUGUUGCAUUUGGAAUGCUGUAAUAAUAGCGGACUGUGUAUUGAGGGUAGCCCUAGAAAAAAUAAUCUGCGAUCACACGCCCCUUCUAUCUGUCUAAUACCCCAUUCACACCAGCAAAACAUGUUUUGUUAAACUGGUUUUCAUUGAAUGAAAAUUAUAAACAGAGAACUGAAAAACUUGAUUUUCCAUUGGAUUCAAGUACUUGCUAACUUGCAUUUCCAAUGUGCUACAUUCAAGUCAAAAAUAUUCGGUUAAAUAGUUUCUAUGAAGAAAAAAAAAAUUAAACUGUGUUUAACAAAACAACUUUUAAACAUGUUUAAGCUUUGGUGUGAAUGGGGCAUAAGACUAACAUGACUACAAUCUUGAGGUAAGAGGCUCUCAAUGGGGUCAACUAUUAGCCGUAAAACGGCAUAAAUUUGUUAAGCCUUUAUACGUAAACUUGACAAAAUUUAACAGUUAGACGUAAAAACAGUGAACUUAAAAAAUUUUCCUCGUAACCUCAAACGGAAAAAAAUGAACUGUUAGCCGUAAAAUGUCCAUAAUUUUAACCGUUCACGGUGAAAGCCAACACCCCUAUAAGAGCCUCAGUGAAGAGCCGUGAACUUUUUUUAGAACCGCUUCAAAUAACUUUGUUCGUAAAUACGUUCGCUCCCACAAGAUGUCGUACAUUGAUCCAAAAAACAAAACAAAACGAAAGGGAAAUCAUCUUCCUAUGCGCAUUCAGAACUCUCGACCCAACGGUCACCGCAAAUACACUUCCUUCCCCUUGGGACAAAAAGUAUUGCGUGACAAUAGCUUACGUUGGGUUAAUAGACUACUAAAAUUCCGAAUGCCUGAACCUGGCGAUAUAAUUCAAAGUAUAUUUUGCGUAGAAAAUACUUCGCCUUGCAAAGUAAUGUAGAUUUAUUUGUGACAAUUGGCAGUUUUAUCUUCCAUUCUCUCCGUUGAAUAAUGAGUGACUUUUUUUAGAAAGUCUAGAAUGAACAGGUAGCGGCCAGCCGUCACAAAUGACUUCACAUUCACCCAACAGAUUACCUUGGUACUUUGCUGCGUUUCAUUUUGAAGGUAGGGUGUUUUAGUCAUGCAUUGAAUGUUUUCAAACUAAAUGGUUUUCAGCUGCGAAAGUAACACACCGAACUGUUCAAAUGAAUAGCUGAACUUAAAUGACUACCCUACAUCGAAAGCAGCUUGGAAUAGCUUGGAAGAACACAAAGGGUUUAUAUUUCCGCCAUUGGAUCGUUUUGGAUGGCUUAACCUUACUCUUUUUGUUGUGGUAGCAACUCCACAUGUCAAGCAAAUAUACUGGAAAGCCUUCGAGUUCCACUCAGUGACUGCAUGAGGUGAUUUGAAUGUAAUAUCCGUUGAUAUAACAUUUGGCAGUCAAAUUCAAACGAUUUAUUCGGCUGGCGUGUGAAGGAACUAAAUGAGUGCAAGACUGUGUUUGCUUCGCGAGUGUAUUAUGAUAUAAUAUGACGCUUACAUGUUGCGCAUUACAACCUCACCUCUCAAUAAACGAUGAUCAUUGUAAUGUUUGCCUGGAUAGCACAAUACUGGGGAUCUGAGAGUACAUGGUGGUUCAAUAAGUUAUUUAUGUUAUGCAUUACAAUAAAAAUACUAAGAACUAAAGCUAUAUGAUAAGGAAAGAUUCCUUUAGUAUAGAGAUCAGAAAAUUCUUCUAAAAGGAAAAUCAGUCUUAAAAUAAUUGAGAAGGAAACCGUUAUUUCACCUGUUUCUUGAAAUUUGAUGAGGCAGCUAAGCUUCUACCAUAUGUUUAAGUCUUAUAAUGAUCUGGCAGCACACACAACAAAAAUAAAAGGCCUAGUCCAUUUCAUGGGAAAGUAGAAGUAAAAAUAUCUCUUCUAGGUUGAUGCCCUUAGUUUUUUAGCCAUGCUUUGACUAGACAUUUAGCACAAGACCAUGACUAUCAUUGAUACUAUGAUAGUGGAAACUGGAAACAAGUCCUUGGAAAUCCAAAGGGGAAACCUUAGACAUGGUUGGGUAUCUCACUUGUUGACUUGGUGGAAGGGAUGAGUCCAGGAAGGUAAAACUGUUGCUUGAGGGAUGGAGAUUUAAUAUUACUGAUUGAAUAAAACUGAAACUCAAAUAUAGGACCUUGUAAGACUACAUGUACAGCCAUUUUCUGUAAAAUCAUAAUUGUUUAAUUCCCAUGUAAGUUUUGCUUUUGGGCAGUCUUAAGUCUAAAGGCCAUGAUGGGUUCAUGGUUAGGUGUAAAACAAUUUUCCCACAAAUCAGAGGCUAAUUUACUUUGUGCUUGAUGGAAUUAAUUCUAAGUGUUCUUAUUUUUUGUACAUUAGAAUACAAUUAGAAUUUUCAUAUUGAUGCUUCUGGUAGUAAAUUUGGAUUUUUUUUCUUCUUUUCUUGUUAAUAAGAAAAUGGGAACCAGUGAAGAAGGAACCAAAUUUCAGUGCAAGGUCUGACCAAUAUUUUUCAGUUGCAACUUUUACUGAUUUUGCAAAUUUAUGAGUCAAAUUCCCCCUUUUCCUUCAGUUAAUUUUUUAAAAUUGUUUUAACACUGUUUUGCUUACUUUUAAUUCAAAGCUUGUAGGGAUAACAGAUGUCGCUAGCCCAGAGGGUGGGGAGAUGUGUGCUGAGGCUUUAAGGAAAUUAAAGGUGCAGUGUACCUGUUCAUGAGUCAUGUUAGUUCAUGAACUUGAAUCAAAGCUCAAAUUUAUUUUUUGUCAUAAUGGCAAUUAUAAGUUGUGUUAUAUUUCUAAAACAUGACAAUUAUAGGCUGUGUUAUUCCUUGAACAUGCCACCAUAAAACUGCCUGAAUUGCAUUAUUAUAACCUACCAGUAAGUACUAAAAACUUCUCAGUGUACUUACCACAGGCAAGUCUGCCAAUAUGACAAAUUGUUACUGCCUAUAGUUGAUCAUGAAAGCUUGUCAUAAACUGCCCUUCAUUCAGCCCAAUCUGGCACCUGGCCCCUUCUCUAUUGCCUUGCCCCAAUGCACAGCAAUGUCUUUUCACUUAUCCUUCUGGUAACAUAAUAAUCCUCUCAGUCCUGGAAUUAUUAUUAUUAUUAUUAUUAUUAUUAUUAUUAUUAUUAUUAUUAUUGUUAUUUAUACUAGGCUCAGGCGAAGAAAAAGGGGCAACACAAAGAGAGGGUGACACUGACUAUAAGUUUGGAAGGUAUCAGGAUAGAAGAUGAGACUACUCGAGUAAGUAUGCAAAUAAGUCAAAUAUUAUUUAACCACCAUGAUGUGAUUGCCAGAGACACAGUGACAUAUAAGCUGCACCUAUGAGUGUGUAACUCGAAUUUUGGAAAAAAGAUUUUUUUCAAAAGAUUGGGGAAUCAAAAUGCCAAGUAAAACUAUGCAGUGUAUUUCUAUCUCUACAUCUUAUCCAAUAUAUUUUUUUUAAUCAAAAAAAUAUGAAAUAAGUUAACUCUUAAAUCUCAUCCAAAUAUUGCUUUCACUUUUUCCAUCUAAUUACCAAAGAGAAUUUUCAAGGGGCAGUGUAUGGUUCAAAUGUUUUGUUACAUUUUACAUUAUGUUUUCUUUACCCACUGACUUAUCCAUUUACUUAUUUAUAUUUUCAUUUAUCCACUCAAGUCAAAAAUAGCUUGAGAGUACUGAACAAAGGAAGGGCUGAACAGCAGAAGGGAAAGAUACGAUUAAAUCUCCAGGUGCCCCUUCCAUCUCAGUACAUUUUGUUGUGUUUUUAUAGGUUUUACUGAUGUAUUUUUUUUUAGGAAGUGCAGCAUAUGCAUCCUGUCAAGAGAAUAUCAUUUGUCACUCCUGACCCAGAUGAUAAGAAAAUAUUUGGUUAUGUUUGCAGUCAGCCUGAUUGUUCCACUGGAUAUACAUUCUAUGCUCUGAAGUCAGAAAAUGUAAGAAAUUAAAGAAAUUAUUUGCUUUGUUGACUGAAUUACAGGAAAUGCAUGGGCUAAUUGUAGGAGACAUGAUGCAUGGUCUUGGUUUGAGACAUGUCUUUUCACCAUGUUUUGUUGUGAAUGGGAUCUGAUGUCUCACUCUCCCAAUGCCUCUCUCUGCUGAGGAACAUAUGGAGGUAUUAGAAAACUGCUAAAGAAUUAACUUAGCUGACAAAUUGCUGCACUGGGACAACUAUUAUGGCCCAGGAUUCAACUAGGUAAGGAUGCAUGCAGUAUCCCUGGUUAUGUCAUAUGCUCAUGAAAGUGGAAUGAGCAUCUGGAUCAAGCUCCAGCAGCAAGGGUCAUGGGCUUGACAGUAGACUUACCUCAUAACCAGUAACUAAUAGUUGGUUUCAGUUAUACAUAUGUCAUCACCCUUUAUAUGGAAAAGGUAUCCAAGUCUUUUACUGUUCAAAGAGAUACGCAGGGGAAUGUAUUUCAUAUCUAAUUAUGACAAUACAAAUGGAGAUGCAAAUUAAUUCUGAGUCAUCUAAAAAUUAAUUGAUCUCCUUUUCCCACAUUCUCUUUUCUGUAUGACAGUCAAAUUCAAUUUUUCAAUAAUUCAAGGGAAUUUCUUAGUCAGCCAAAAAAUUUUCAAAUAUUGAGCUACCCAAAAAUUCCUGUUUCAGUUAAUUUAUUGUAUAUGCUUUUGUGCCUCUCUGAGAGUGGCAUUUCCUGCUGAAAAGAAACCAUUGAGGAGAAAAAUUUUUGUCAGGGAACUAUGCAAAUUGUUCAAGAGGAAAAUACUUUAAAUCUACUUUACAAUAGUGCACUUUGAUUUGAAGGCUUGCAAGACUUCUCGGCUGCAAAUUUUUAGCUUCAAAUUCACUCAUGCAAAUAAAAAUUUUCAUAACAUUUAAUCUUAAAUAUUGCUCAUUAAGCACUUGCAAUUAUUAAUUAUUCUAAGCAUGUGUUAUUUUUUCUUUCAGGCAAAGGUCAUAAUUGAUGCCAUUAUUGAACUUUUUGAGGUAUCAGUAACUCUUAGACAAAGGGCUGGAUCAGCAAAGGAGCAGGUCACCAGAAAUUCAUCAAAUGGUACUGACUGCAGAACCAUUGAUUUUGUUGAAUGAUUAUAACUACUGUAAAAGACUGUUCCACAAAAAUAAGUAUUUUAAAAUAACUCGUAUGUACUGGUCCCAUAUUUCAAUUCUUAUUUUAAAGUUACCAUGUUAUAUGCUAUAUUGCAUGAUGUUUUAAUGGUGUGUUCAUGAGAAAGUAAGUUUGUCACUGACUGACAAUGACUGAUAAGUUGAGGGAAUUUUACUCUUCCAACGAUCUUACUGAUCGUCACAUUCUCUUUUGAAGAAUGAGGUGAUUCUUAGGCAAGUACCCUACUCGACUAGCUCGUCCGUAUCAUAAUCAUUAGCAGUUUGGAGUCAUUUUUUUCCAAUGAAGAAGUCCACUCUCUUCUACUUUUUCAGUCCACUCUCUUUAGUUUGUAACACGAACUAAAUGUGCGAGAGAUUCCUGUUAUCUCACUGUCGUAAACUGUACCUUUUCGUAGAGGAAAGUACGCCUGAUAAACAACACAUGUCUCUACUAUGUGGAACUUUUUGAAAAAUGGUAAAAUAGUGAGCAGCAAUGCACGAGCUGAAAUAGGAAUAACUUGCUUCUUCUUGUAAUUUGCACUGCUAUUACAUGAAAAAUGCAUCCGUUUUCAGCCAAUCAGAUGCGCUCAAUUUUUUCAUGUAUAUCAUUAUUAUUAAGGGUAUUAGCUCAAUUUGAAGACAACUUCUGUUAGGUUCGGUCAUAGUCUUGUAUUCAGACCUCUCACGGCCAAGCAGUUGAGUGGUCCCUACAUUUUAGUCACAGUUAAACGGUAGGAUCUAGGUACGAGGUUAGUUCGGUCAGUCUUUGGAAUCUCUAAUCGUGGCUAGUAGUAACUGCUUGGCACUUACGUUAACAAAGAUAGAGGUCAUUUGCGUGCAACCGAGGAUCUUCUUUCACUGAGCACGAGAAUGUCUCAAGUGGGUGAGCUGUAGUGAAUUCGGUACAUUUCUUGACUCCCGGAAGUAAAAGAAACUGUCGUUUUUUUUUCGCUAGAGAACCGGACCGAGCUACAGGAAAUGAGAACUCGUUUAUCCAACUUACAGGCACAGCUCAGGCAAAAAGAUGACCAGUUGCGAGAGAAGGAAAGGAUUAAUGUAAACCUCCAAACUCGCUUGAAUACAAAAAAUCAACAACUGGAAGAGAAAAUUAGACAGGAAGAGAAUUUAUACCAAAAACUGCGAGCAAUGGAAGAGCAGAUUUCACAAUCUCAAACACAACUAAGGGAGAAAGAGUCGGAAAAGGCCAACCUGUUAAAGGAAAGAGAUCGCCAAAACGGAAACCUGCGUGCAAUGCAUCAGCUGAAGACCAAAAUGCAAGAGCAGCUGGAGAGAAAAGAGCAAAAAUUAGUUGAAUCGGAAUUGCGAUUAAGGGAAAUGAAUUCGCAACAGAGAGAUCUUCAAGUUCAGAUCAGAGAGAAAGACAGAGCAACUGUUGCUUUGCAAGAACGAUUAGGAAUUACGGUACAACAAGUUGGCGAGCUAGAAGAACAGCUGACAAGAAAAGACCGGGAAAAAAAUGAACUAGAAAGAAGCCUUUCAACAGCUCAGCAGAUAUUACGUGAUAAUCAGGCUCAAAGAUCACCAGACUGGGUUAUUCCACGUAAUCAAAUUCAGCUGACGACCAAAUCCCUCGGUAGAGGUGCUUGGGGAGAGGUUGUCCAAGGAAGGUUCUGUGGUUGUGUCGUUGCCGUGAAAACGAUACAUGAUUUGAUUCUUUCUCCUCACAACCGCAGGUUGUUUGAACGAGAAAUGGACAUUGCCUCGAGAUGUCGACACCCUUGUUUACUGCAAUUCAUUGGAGCAACAAACGACGACCACACACCUUUGUUUCUUACAGAGGUCAUGGAAACAAGCUUGCGAGCACUGUUACAGGAAAGAUCACUUUCUCAGACAGAAAUCACCGUUAUUGCUCUGGAUGUGGCUCGAGGACUAAACUACCUUCACCAAAAACGCCCCAUCCCUAUUCUUCACCGUGACAUCAGCAGUGCAAAUGUGUUGCUCUGGAGACAAGGUACUCAAUGGCGAGCUAAAGUGUCAGAUUAUGGCACUGCUAAUUUCAAGAAACAGACCAUGACGGUUGCACCUGGGGCUCUAAUCUACAGUGCACCUGAAGCACGCGCUACAAAUCAAACAGUCCAGGUUUGCUCAGAUUGAUGAUCUAACGGCACUUUUUUGACUCGAUGAGAUUAUUCGUGCUUUUUGAUUCCAAUUUAUUUUAUGUGUUAUACCUUUAGACAUCGUAACAUUUUGAUGGAGAGUAAUAUAAAAGCCUCCUUUCUCUGUAAUUGGGCAUUUUCUUCACGGGUAGUUCUCUUCUUUACGAUGGCCGCCUUUUUUACCUCAGUUUUGGAACUAAAUCUUUCCAAACUUGAACCACCAGUCGAAAAAAUUGCUUUCCUCAUAUAGAAAUGGUGCUCUUAUAUGUAAAUGACAGUUUGCAAAAGUAAGAAUUUGAAAAGUAAGACGUGUCUCAUGAUCACUAAUUCAUAGUUUGCUCAAUAAUGGGCAAUUGCCCUCGCUGUGAAAAGCACUGAACAGUGACGAUUAUUGGCAUGAACCUUUUUCACCUCAUUAGAAGCUCAAAGACUCUUUAGAGUGAGAGAGGAAACAAUAUUUGAAUGUUGUUUCCUCUCUCACCUUAAAGUGCAGGAAGGGAUUUCUUAGGAAAAGGCUAAAAUCGAAUCAUUUCUGUAACUGCAUUCGCCGUUAAAAGCGUUGGUUUAAUAAGAUUCCCAUGCCGCAAGAGUUACUUUCUUAAUAUUCCGCCUAUUCAGGGCAUUUUCCCACAAUAGCCUAAAAGCAUGCACGGUGUUGCAUCUCUCUGUGCUGUCAUUUAUUUCUUCAUUUUCUGUGGUCAGGUUGAUGUCUACAGUUUUGGUGUACUUCUUUGUGAGAUUUCCAUCCGUGAAUUACCAGACCCUGAAAGACGAGAACAACAAGUAGCAAUGGUGGCAAACAAUGUGCUUCGAGCUCUUAUCAGAGGAUGUUUGGAAACAGACCCUCAGGCCAGACCAACUAUGGAAGAAAUAAUUGAUGAAAUAGAACCGGAAGCGCAGGGCACCUUUUGA